AUGGAAGAAAAACAUACCAUCCAAGGAUCGAACACAUCGAAAUCAAUAAUACAAAAUAAUACCGAUGGAAUCUUAUACAACUCAGACGCAGAAAGACAUCAAGAUUCAAGGGCUGCUAUUAAUCUAGCUCAAGAUUUUAUGAAAGAUUUCAGCGAACCAUCAAAUUUAUUUGGAUUUAAAAUUUUAGUUGAAGAUCUUAGAUUAAAAUUUUCAGCAAAAUUAUUGAUCAACGCACUUAAACUGUUAAGUGAUGUCUCCUUAUUUGAUUAUUAUACAGAAGAUAUCAUUUCGCAUUUCGAAUUACAUCUUCGUACUUGGGUUGCAACUCUUGAAAAAGUGGUCUGUUCUUCUAUUAUUUUGAACCAAGAAUUUUACGACAAACUUUACAGUAGUUUAGUUAGCUUUAUUGAUAUUCAUUAUCAUAUAACAUUAUUUUUUAAACAAGAAGUUAAUCUUGAUAAUCUUGAUAACGCUGGCGAUAAUUAUUUAAAUUUUCAAAAUUUUAAUAUUAAUUUCUUAUUAAUUCACUUACGAGACAGUUUACACUGUAUACGCAAUAAUGAAGCACGUUCCGAAGAAUUUUUACGACAUGGAAAAGAUUUUAUUUUAAAACUCAUUCGAAUUACUCCUAAAGGUGAUAAGUCCCAAGAUAUUCUGGAAAUAUUUGAAGGACCAACUUUACCAAAACUUGAUAAUUUUUUUAAUUUCAAAAAUUCCAUCCCUAAUUGGUAUCAAAAAUGGCGAGAAUUUUUAUUUCUUUAUUAUUCAUUACAAGAUUUAAUUAGAGAUUCAAAUCAUUACAUUUUACAACAUCGUAAUGAAGCUUAUAUUUUAGAAUUUCUUUGUCAAUAUAUUUUUGAUCAAAAUCUUAAUCAAUCCGAAUUAGAAAAAUUAGAUUUUUCAGAAAUUUUGAAUAAUCAAGAAGAUUUUUCAAGUCUUUUCAUUGAAUAUAGAUUCACUGAUUUACCCUAUUUCUUAUGGUUUGGUUUAUUAGAUUUUGCACAAAAUCUAUGUCGUAAGAUUACACAACAAACCACCUUAACUUUUUUUUAUUACUUGGGUUUAGAAAUUUUGAAAAAAACAAAAUAUGAUUACGUUCAAUUUAAAUCUUUGGAAUUACUUUUAUCAUUAUCUAACAAAGAUCCAGAAUGGUUUGAGAAUUUGGUACAAACAGAAAUCAAUAAACAUUGCGCUUCAUUAUCAAUAGAUUCUCAACAAAAAUUUAAGAAUCUUUUAGAUAAUGUAAACCUAAAACUUCAAUUAGACGACAAAUUUAUUAAAAAUUUAAUUUCAACACAAUAUAAAGAAUCUUGGUUCUUUAAGGAAAAGUUUUCGGCAAGCAAAAGUGAUACUCUGUUUAAAGAAAUAAUUAUGGAACAAUUAACAUGCCCGAUCACUGGUGAAAUAACUGGUGAUUUUCUUAUUUUAAGAUGUAAUCAUUCAAUUAGUUAUGAUGCUAUAAGGAAAGGGGAAAUUAUAUUAUCGAUAGAAAAUAAAAGUAUUGAAUGCCCUUUUUGCAAAACUAUAUUUAAAUUAGAAUCGAUAUAUAAAUUUUCAAGAAAUUCAAUAAUUAAAGUUAAACUUCCAACUUUCAAUAGAGCAAUUAAAGCUUUAAGACGACAUGAAUAUUCAACAGCUGUAAUUUGGUUAACUCGAAUUUUACAUUUUUAUCCUAAAAGUUAUUCUGUUCGAUGUAGAAGAGCGUUGGCAUCUUGGAAAAUUGAAAUGUAUUCACAAGCCUUGAACGAUCUCACGAUAGCAAUUCAACUUAAUCCAAAAAAAUCUCUUGCUUAUAUUUAUAGAUGUCAUAUAUAUCUCUUUUUUGAAAAAGUUAUUGAUGCAUCUAAUGAUAUAGAAGUUGCAUUAAAAAUCGAUCCUAAUAAUAUAGAUGCACUUUUAUAUAAAACAAAAAUAUAUUCUGACCAAAAGAAAUUUAAUGAAGCAAAAUUGGAAAUUAGAAAAAUUUUGAAUAUCGGUAAAAUUAAUUUUGUUCAUCCAAUUUUAUCAAUUUUAUUUGAAAGGUUUGAUAAACCAAAUAAAAUGAUUUUUGGAUUGGGAAAUUCUUUACCUAUUCAACUUUAUGAUAUGGAACAUACUACAAUCUCUGGAUACGUUUUAUUACGAUCGUAUAAUAAAAAAUUAGCAAAGUUAUGUGUUAAAGCUAUUAAUGAUGAAAAUAAUAAUAUUAUAUCUAUUGGGAUCAGAGGUAUUUUAUAUUAUAGGUUAGGUUCUUUCGGUAAAGCUUUAAUUAAUUUUCAAGAAAUUUUAGAGAUAUUUCCAAGUACUAUUGCUUUAGAUUGGUACGAAAAAACAUAUCAAAUGCUUGAAAAUUAUAAUAAUAAAAAACUUUUACGUUUAAAUAAAAUAAUUAGAUUUAGUUUAAAUCAAACAAACACUUUUAAUUCAAAUCAAAAUAAUUUUAAUAUAUUAAAAGAUCAAGAUGAACAUUUUUAG
Scutellospora calospora is the source of this 2454-nucleotide messenger RNA. NCBI's taxonomy places the organism in Eukaryota, Fungi, Glomeromycota, Glomeromycetes, Diversisporales, Gigasporaceae. The record is from the annotation of a GenBank genome assembly.